UUGGACUUGGACGGAGUGGUGGAAGAGGUGAAUGAAAAGCAUAUGAUACCUUGGGCAGAAAUGUGUCAGAAGUCGGGAGUAGAGAACACUCCCAUUAGUCCGUAUGUGACUUCAGAAACACUGCUCAACAAGCCUUUAUCCCUGGAUGCGACGAAGCUCAAGGAAUCUGGGUUUGAACUUGCCCAUCCGAAAUUUUUGACUGAAGAAAUUGCGAAGGAAUUGUUGAAAAAAGUGAGGAUGGCGACCGCGAUGGUUUUAAGCAGUGGCGGUGGCCUGAUAGCAAAUGAGGCGAAAGAGGAAGUAGAGUUGCUCAUCUCCAAGCUACAUGAUGAUGUGAAAACCGAAGAAGAGAUCAGGACAAAGGAGCAAAUAAUCCUGGAGCUUGGACAGCAGCUGAAGCACAUGGGAAAGGCGACAGAGUUGGGAGAAUUGAUCAAGACCACCAGACCCUUUUUGAACCUCAUCAGCAAGGCCAAGGCUGCCAAGUUGGUGAGAGCCCUGGUCGAGAUGUUUCUAGACAUGGACGCUGGCACUGGAUUCGAAGUGGAGCUCUGUCAAGAAUGUUUCGAAUGGGCCAAGGAAGAAAACAGGACAUUCCUGCGCCAGAGCCUGGCAGUGAGACUCAUGCAGUUGUACGAGCAAAACGGGAUGUACUCUGAUGCCCUGGAGCUGGGCACUCCUCUCCUGAAGGAGCUCAAGAAGCUGGACGACAAGCACCUGGUUGUGGAUGUUCUGCUGUGUGAGAGCAAGAUCUACCACAGCCUGGGGAACCUGCCCAAGGCCCGGGCCGCGCUUACUUCUGCCAGAACCACUGCCAAUGGGAUCUACACCCCACCGAAAGUCCAGGCUGCUUUGGACUUGCAAUCCGGGGUUCGUAUGGAUCUCAUUACGCAGCUGCUCUUUUUGAUAGACAUUGUGGUUUUUUUUUAA
This is a messenger RNA of Notodromas monacha, 930 nucleotides long. The record is from the annotation of a GenBank genome assembly. Lineage: Eukaryota; Metazoa; Arthropoda; Ostracoda; Podocopida; Cyprididae.